Molecule: messenger RNA, 1860 nt
Organism: Choloepus didactylus (southern two-toed sloth)
Lineage: Eukaryota; Metazoa; Chordata; Mammalia; Pilosa; Megalonychidae
Gene: ALX3
Product: ALX homeobox 3
Exons: 4
Coding region: 1-1026 (341 amino acids)
Biological process (GO): regulation of transcription by RNA polymerase II
Molecular function (GO): RNA polymerase II transcription regulatory region sequence-specific DNA binding; DNA-binding transcription factor activity, RNA polymerase II-specific
Source: RefSeq, a predicted model, not a curated record
AUGGACCCCGAGCGCUGCGCGCCUUUCGGUGCGGGGCCCAGCCCCUACGCGGCCGCGGGGGACGAGUCUCCAGGCUCCCAGGGGACCCCCGCCGCCGCGCCUCACCUGCACCCCGCGCCGCCCCGCGGCCCGCGGCUGACCCGCUUUCCGACCUGCGGGCCCCUGGAGCCCUACCUCCCAGAGCCGGCCAAGCCGCCCGCCAAGUACCUGCAGGACCUCGGGCCCGGCCCGGCGCUCAACGGCGGCCACUUCUACGAUGGCCCCGCGGAAGCUGAAGAGAAGGCCGCCAAAGCUGCCAGCUUCCCCCAGCUGCCCUUGGACUGCCGAGGAGGCCCCAGGGACAGACCCUCUAACUUGCGAGGCUCCCCGGGUCCCUGCCUGGCCAGCCUGCGUGUCCCCCUGUCCCCCGGACUCCCCAACUCCAUGGAGUUGGCCAAGAACAAGAGCAAGAAGCGCCGUAACCGCACGACAUUCAGCACGUUCCAGCUGGAGGAGCUGGAGAAAGUCUUCCAGAAAACCCACUACCCUGAUGUGUACGCUCGGGAGCAGCUGGCUCUGCGCACAGACCUGACUGAAGCCCGGGUACAGGUCUGGUUCCAGAACCGGAGAGCCAAGUGGCGGAAGCGUGAGCGCUAUGGAAAGAUCCAGGAGGGGCGGAACCCCUUCACGACUGCCUAUGACAUCUCCGUGCUGCCCCGCACCGACAGCCACCCCCAGCUGCAGAACUCCCUGUGGCCCAGCCCAGGCUCUGGGAGCCCCACGGGUCCCUGCCUCGUGUCUCCAGAGGGUAUCCCCUCCUCGUGCAUGUCUCCAUACUCCCACUCCCACGGGAAUGUGGGUGGCUUCAUGGGCAUGCCAGCCUCCCCUGGAGCCCACCCUGGCAUCUACUCCAUCCACGGCUUCUCCCCUGCCCUGGGGGCCCACAGCUUUGAGCCCUCUCCAGACAUCGACUACAAGUCUCCAGGCCUUGUCUCGCUCAGGGUGAAGCCCAAGGAGCCGCCCAGCCUGCUGAACUGGACCACGUGAUCGCUGCACGGACACGCAGCCUGAGCUGCCCACCCCUCUUUCCAUUCCCAGCUGCUCUCACUCCUCCCCUGCCUGGACCCCAGAGAGGACAGGUGGUUCCUGGAGGCCUGGGCAGAGCAGCUGGGACUCUCAGCUCCUUGUAGGGAACAAGCUACAGGGUUAUUUCUUUUAGUAUAAGGUGGGGCCGCCCAGGAGAAAGGGGGUUUCAAACAGGUGCCCAGGCUACAAACUGGGGCCCCUUGCCCAAACUCUGGGCCAGAGGGAGGAAGACCCUGUCUUGCUUCCUCCAGAUUUAGCCGUCUGGCACCCCUCCAGCUGAAACAGGCUUGAUUGGCUCCUCAUUCAGGGAGCCCAGGAGAACGGGAGGAGGACUGAACUGGGAGGAGCUUAUUAUGAAGUAGGGCAAACCCAAAUCAGAAGAGAGGAGUCUCAUUUGACCACCCAGGGCAGGCCUUGCCUUUCCCUCCCCACCACCAGGAGGUAUGCACCCAGGUCCUGGUGCCCAGAAGGCCUGGAAGCUGGGUGCCAGAGUGAAAGAUGCUCUUUCCCCCCAGCUCCAGUCAUCCCUUACUCCUGACCCCUACUUCCUCCCCCUACACACUAUGGAGUCAUUUUUCCCCUCCAAAGAGGCAGAAGUUCCACCAGAAAUCACCCCAAUUUUGGAUUCUGUCCCAGAGCUAUGCCAUGGAAACCAUGGUCUCCUUUUUGGGUGUUGGUGAGAAUAAAACAGAUUUCCACAGAUUCUGAGCCCCUGAGAUCCUGAUCCCCACUUCUGUGAAGAUACUUUUGUUAAAAAAAACAAACAAACAAACCAGUGUUUAGCGUAAUAAUAAA